Parnassius apollo (apollo) is the source of this 684-nucleotide messenger RNA. The record is from the annotation of a GenBank genome assembly. Lineage: Eukaryota; Metazoa; Arthropoda; Insecta; Lepidoptera; Papilionidae.
AUGGAUGCUGCCGCAUCUACUACCUCGGUGCCGCUGUCUCCACCCGCAGCAUCCGCCGACACUCUUAAAGAAACCGCUUCCACAGCUAAUGAUCUAUAUAUUGAUUUUAGCACUACUUUUGAACCACAAGUUAACACUUCAUCGAUUCCUUUGCAAGAAUCACGGAAUUCUAGACAGUCACCACUUCCUAGUACAUCGAAUAGUACUAAUAUAGAGCAAAUAAUUCUCGAUCUUCAAUUGUCGGACUCAAAUAAUUCCCCUUACGUAGAUUCUGAAUCGUCUUACCAUCCAGAAAAUAAUAAACCUGCAACUUCAUCUGAUACAUCACGGGACGAGAUUGAGGAAACAAAUGUCCGAAAAAAAAGUAAAAAAGCAAACCCAGACACCUGGAAGAGAAAUAUAGCAAAAAACAAACGUCAAAGCGGUAAAUCUUAUACCAACAGAAAGGGUAACAUUGUUAGCGCAAGAAACUGUAUUCCUACAAAUUGCAGUAAAUGUAGAUACAAAUGUAAUGAAAAUUUUACUGAAAAUACGCUAAUUUCAAAGGCUAAGAAGAAGGAUUUGAUGACGCUGUUGAAGGAUGGAGUGAUCCCAAAAGACUACGUUGAUUAUUACACUAACAUUCCUUCUAUUGAUGAAGAAAAUAUAAUUAACGAUUGUUCAGGCUCAGAGUCCGUUGACUGA